Megalops cyprinoides (Indo-Pacific tarpon) is the source of this 7275-nucleotide messenger RNA. RefSeq names its product fibronectin 1b (gene fn1b). Gene Ontology annotation, molecular function: protein binding. NCBI's taxonomy places the organism in Eukaryota, Metazoa, Chordata, Actinopteri, Elopiformes, Megalopidae. The record is from RefSeq and is a predicted model, not a curated record. The transcript has 42 exons. Bases 298 to 7275 code for a protein of 2325 amino acids. Gene Ontology annotation, cellular component: extracellular region.
UCCAGGGCGCUGACGUCCAAACAGUCUAGUCACUGUAGGAAACUCCUCCCGCGAAAGUCGUUUUAUCCACGAAUAAAAACGCUCACUCGUUGAGCGCUCCUUCUAGUCAAACUGGCUGCGCGGCGGAGGCUUGGAGUCUCGACAGGCAGCCGGAAUAAAUAAUUGAGGAGCACAAACAGACACAGCCUCCGUAACCAUAAAGAACGCCUUCUCGGUUUUAUUGUGUAUAUUUCAGUUUGUCAGGGGAAUAACGUACAAGCCGACAAGAAGCACACGCAGCUUCUCCAAAAUUUGGGAAUGACCGCUAAUCCAACGACUGGGUUGCUGCUCGCGCUGUGCCUCGGCAGCGUCGUGCAUUGUGCGCAGCAGACUCAGGAAUCACUUUACUCUCUCCUCGAUGACCAAUCCGACUGCGUUGAAAAUGGUCGGCGCUAUCCUUUAAACGCCCAGUGGGAACGGCCCUAUCUGGGUGGCACAUUGCUCUGCACUUGUCACGGGACUGGAGGAAUUAAAUGUAAAUCUAAACCUGAAGCCGAGGAAACUUGCUAUGAUAAAGUCAACGCGCGGUCGUACCGGGUGGGAGAAACUUACGAGCGUCCCAAGGAUGGUAUGAUCUGGGACUGCACGUGCAUCGGCUCUGGACGGGGCAAAAUCAGCUGCACUAUUGCAAAUCGCUGUCACGAGGGAGGCCAGUCUUACAAGAUCGGGGAUACCUGGAGAAGACCCCAUGACACCGGAAACUAUAUGCUUGAAUGCGUCUGUCUCGGCAAUGGCAAAGGGGAGUGGACCUGCAAGCCUGUUGCUGAGCGUUGCUACGACAACAUGGCAGGCACAUCCUACGUGGUGGGCGAGACCUGGGAGAAGCCCUACCAGGGCUGGAUGAUGGUGGACUGCACCUGCCUUGGGGAGGGUAGCGGCCGCAUCACCUGCACCUCCAGAAACCGCUGCAAUGACCAGGACACGCGGGCGUCCUACCGCAUCGGGGACACCUGGAGGAAGAGGGAUGCGCGCGGGAACGUUCUGCAGUGCCUGUGCAUGGGGAACGGGCGCGGGGAGUGGAAAUGCGAGCGCCACACCACCAACACCGGCGGGGGCACUGGUACGAUUGUCAAUACACCAGUGGUGGUGCCCCUGCCGGAGCCGACCGUGGAGGGGACCUGCAGGUCGGACUCGGGCUUGACGUACUUCCUGGGCAUGCGCUGGAUCAAGACCCAGGGCAGCAAGCAGAUGCUGUGCACCUGUCUGGGCAACGGGGUCAGCUGCGAGCCGUGGGACGGCCAUGCUCAGGUGUACGGCGGGAACUCGGGCGGGCAGCCCUGCGUCUUCCCCUUCGUCUUCAUGGGAAAAACGUACUACUCCUGCACCUCUGAAGGGCGGGGUGACGGGCAGCUGUGGUGCAGCACCUCCUCCAACUACGAGACGGACCAGAAGUACUCCUUCUGCACGGAGAAGAACGUGCUGGUGAAGACCAGAGGUGGGAACUCCAACGGGGCCCUGUGUCAGUUCCCCUUCAUAUACAACGGCCGCAACUACACCGACUGCACCUCCGACGGGCGCCGCGACGGCAUGAAGUGGUGCGGCACCACCACCAACUACGACGGAGAGCAGAAGUUCGGUUUCUGCCCCAUGGCCGCUCACGAGGAGGUGUGCACGACCAGCGACGGGGUAAUGUACCACGUCGGGGACCAGUGGGACAAGCGGCACGACGUGCUGGGUCACAUGAUGCGCUGCACGUGCGAGGGAAAUGGCCGCGGCGAGUGGACUUGCAUCGCCUACACCCAGCUCAAAGACCAGUGCAUUGUGGACGGGCUGAACUAUGAGGUGAACCAGACCUUCACCAAGCGGCACGACCAGGGCUACAUGAUGAACUGCACCUGCUUCGGCCAGGGCCGCGGCCGCUGGAAGUGCGACGCCAUCGACCAGUGCCAGGAGCCAGAGACGAAGGUGUACUACCAGAUUGGGGAAUCCUGGACCAAGGCCAUCCAGGGUGUCAACUACCAUUGCUAUUGCUAUGGCAACGGCAUUGGCGAGAUGAGCUGUCAGCCCCAGGGCUACCCCGGCGGAAACCGACCGGUCCAGGUGAUCAUCACAGAGACAGGGAACCAGCCCAACGCCCACCCCAUCCAGUGGAACACCCCCCCCUCCGCCCACAUCUCCCAUUACAUCCUCAAGUGGAGACUGAAAAGCAGCAAUCGCCCCUGGAGGCAGGUGACCAUCCCCGGCCACCUCAACUCGUACACCAUCGGCGGGCUGAAGCCCGGCCUCACCUACGAGGGAGAGCUGAUCAGCAUUCUGCGCUACGGCACCCGUGAGGUCACCCGCUUUGACUUCACCACGACGGUCGGCUCCGUGGUCGGGGAGACCACCCAGCCCCCACCGGUGGUGGACACCUCGGAGUCGGUGACUGAGAUCACUUCCAGCAGCUUCGUCAUCUCCUGGGUGUCCGCGUCCGACACGGUGUCCGGCUUCAGGGUGGAGUACGAGCUGAGCGAGGAGGGAUCGCAGCCCGUGGUCCUGGAACUGCCCCGCACUACUACAUCUGUCAACCUCAGCGACCUGCUGCCCGGGCGCAAGUACACGGUGCACGUCUACGAGCUGACGCCAGACGGGAACACCAACCUCAUCCUGACCACCACCCAGACCACAGCUCCGGACGCCCCGUCCGAACACCAGGUGCAGGAUGUGGGAGAGACUUCCAUCAUGGUCAGCUGGUCCAAGCCCCUGGCGCCUAUCACAGGGUACCGCGUUGUCUAUACUCCGUCAGAAGAGGGCAGCAGCACAGAGCUCCUCCUGCCUGACACCGCCACCUCCGUGACCCUGACUGACCUGCGCCCCGGCGUGCUCUACAACAUCAGCAUCUACGCUGUGGAGGAGAACCAGGAGAGCGAGCCUGUCUUCGUACAGGUCAACACGGAAGGAGAGCCCAUAACUGAGGAAGUCCUGGCCCCGACGGACCUGCAGUUCUACGAGGUGACCGACAGCAAGAUCACCAUCACAUGGACGGGCCCGGCGGCCGAGGUGUCGGGGUACCUGGUGGCCUUCGGGCCCGCCGACUCCGACAGCCCCCGGCAGACGCUGCCCAUCACCCGCAACGCGUACGCCGAGGUGCAGCCGCUGCAGCCUGGGACCCUGUACCGCUUCUACAUCUACACCGUCAGCGGGGACACCAGGAGCCAGCCGCUGGUUGGAGAGCACGCCACCAAGCCGGAUGCCCCCACCAACCUGCACUUCCGCAAUGUGACGGACAGCAGCGUCCGGGUCGUCUGGGACGUCCCCAGAACCACCUUGACAAAGUACCUCCUGACCCUGACGGUCGAAGGCUACCUCCCGAAGCAGUUUAACAUCCCGGCCGACCUGCAUCAGUUCACCCUGCUGGACCUGUUCCCCGACACCGAGUUCCUCAUCACCCUGCAGGCCGAGAAGGACGGCGAGCGCAGCAAGGAGGUGCAGGGCAGGUUCCACACCGCUCGUCCAAAGGGAGACGCCCCUCCCUUCACCACUGACGUCACCGACACCUCCAUCGUCAUCUCCUGGACCCCAGUGCCCAACAUCAAAUACAAGCUGACCGUGAGGCCCAGCCAAGGGGGAGAGGCUCCCAGAGAAGUCACCUCUGACUCCGGCAGCAUCUACAUCUCUGGCCUGACCCCAGGGGUCGAGUAUACCUACAGCAUCCAGCCAGUCAUCAACGGGCAGAACCAAGGCCCGCCCAUCACACGCCGCGUCACUACGCCUCUGUCUCCUCCCACCAACCUCAUUGUGGAGUCGCACCCGGACACGGGCGAGCUGACUGUCCAGUGGAGCGCAACCACCACGCCUGAUAUCACAGGGUACCGUGUGACUUGUAACCCGACCGACGGGCAGCACGGAAACUCCCUUGAGGAGUUUGUGAAGCCGAGCGAGACGUCCUGUACCCUGGAGAACCUGAGCCCGGGCGUGGAGUACAACGUCAGCGUCUUCACCGUCAAGGAGCACUUGGAGAGCGUGCCCGUGUCCACCACCGUCACGCAAGAAAUACCCCAGAUCACAGACCUCGAAUUUUUCCAAAUCACCAACUCGUCCAUCACCAUGAGGUGGUCCCCGCUUAACUACACGGAAAUCGAGGGCUACCGCAUCACGGUGGUGGCGGCCGGGGAGAGCGUCCCCGUUUUCGAGGAGGUGGUGGAGUCCACGGCGGGGGAGUACACGGUGCACGGACUGCAGCCCGGCGUCGAGUACGACAUCAGCGUCACCCCCGUCACCCAGGAUGGAGCUGGCAAACCUACCACACACACCCAGCAAACCGGUGAAUUCCCACCUCCGCUUUUUUCGGGCGGGGCGCAGGGGGGGGGCUCUGACACGGAGAAGGCGCUGGAUUCCCCCACGGGUCUGGACUUCUCCGAAAUUUUCACCAACUCCUUCACCGUCCACUGGGUGGCGCCCCGCGCCUUCAUCACCGGCUACAGGAUCCGCUACAAGCCAGCCACUGGCGGGCGCGCCAAGGAUGAGAGGCUGCCCCCGUCCCGGACCCACUUCACCCUCACGGGCCUGAUCCCAGAGACGGAGUACAUCGUCAGCAUCUACGCCGUCAGCGGUGCCCAUGAGAGCGCGCCCCUCACCGGCCAGCAGUCCACCAUUUCCGACGCCCCCACCGACCUGGAGGUGACGGACACCUCUCCCACCAGCAUCACCGUCCGCUGGGACCCGCCCCCCGUGUCCGUGCGCUACUACAGAAUCACCCACGGGGAGACAGGAGGCCAUGACAUCCCCACCGAGUUCACCGUCCCGGGCACCAAGUCCACAGCCACAAUCAGCAACCUGCAGCCCAGCACCGAGUACAUCAUCACCGUUUAUGCCGUCACCGGGAGAGGGGACAGCCCUGCCUCCAGCACCCCCAUCUACAUCACCCAGAGGACAGAUGACACUGACGGAAACAAGACCCCCUCUCAGAUAGACGUGGCGGACGUGAAGGACACCAGCAUUACAGUGCGCUGGACCCCUGCCAAAGGCCCCAUCACUGGAUACAGAGUCACCGCUGUGCCCAAAAAUGGCCAAGGCCCCUCCCUCUCUGAGGUGGUCGGCCCUGACCAGACAGAGAAGACCUUCACUGGCCUCUCUCCUGCAGUGGAGUACAUACUGAGUGUGUAUGCCCUGCGUGAGGAUGGAGAGAGCCCGUCUCACGACGUGACCAUAGUGACCACCAUGGACCAACCAAGAGACCUGACCUUCUCUGACGUGGACACCACCUCCAUGCGGAUCUCCUGGGAGGCCCCCGACACGGUGGUGACCUCGUACAGGGUUCUGUACUCCAGCCGGGAGGAGGGCGAGCGCGAGCUGUACCCCCGCCCGCAACCGGACGCCGAGACCGCCGUCCUGACCCACCUGCAGCCUGGGACGGAGUACACGGUCAAGGUCAUCGCCAUGCACAGGCACACCCCGAGCCCGCCCCUGGUUGGGACACAGGUCACAGCUAUCCCUCCCCCCACCAAUCUGGACUUUGGCCAGGUGGGUCCUUCCACCGUCACCGUGUCUUGGCACGCCCCCAAGGCCCAGCUCACGGGCUACCGCGUGGUGGUCAACCCGAAGAAGAGCGGCCCGGCCAAGGAGCUGAACGUGGCCCCCGACACCACCCAGGUCGUGGUGUCCGGGCUCAUGGUUGCCUCUACGUAUGUGGUGCAAGUCUAUGCCCUGAAGGACACCAUCUCCAGCCGACCUGUUCAAGGAGAGGUCACCACCUUUGACAAUAUCAGCGCCCCUCGCCGUGUGCGCAUCACUGAAGUGACGGACUCCGCCAUCACCCUCACCUGGCGCUCCAAGGUGGAGCCCAUCACGGGCUACCUCAUCGAGGCCACGCCCAGCUUCAGCGGCGAAACACCCAUCAGAAGGACCAUCCCGGCAGACGAGCGCUCCUACACCAUCACUGGCCUGCAGCCCAGCACCACGUACAUCAUCCACAUCUACACCCUGAACGGGGACAGCCGGAGCCCCCCCUUUACUCUCAGUGUGACCACAGCCAAGUCCUCAGUGGAGCCUCCCACCAACAUCCGCUUCACCUCCCUCACCCCCACCACCAUCUCCUUCAUCUGGGAGCCCCCCCGCGGCCGCGUCACCGGCUACAUCGUCACCUACGAGGAGGCGGGCGGAGUCCCCCGGGAGCUGCUCCCUUCACCCCCUCCUUCCAGGAGCUACGCCACCAUCACCGGGCUAAAACCAGGCACUGAGUACAUCAUCAAGAUCACUGCCCUGCAGAAUACCAACAGAAGCCCUGCUCUUGUGGGCAAGGCCAGAACUCAGCCGGGCUCCUCCCUGCACGUGCCUGACCUCCCCAUCCACACCGGCUCAGGCAACCUGGACGUGCCCGAGGAGACGGGCGUCACGCCCACCGCCAGUGGGAACGCACUAAGCCCCGACGGGCAGGACUCCACAGGCCAGCACAUCUACAUCGAGGACGGGAGCGGUCGCCGGCCCGGCGACCGCCGGCCGCAGAUCUACAUCCCCCAGGCGGGGCCCCACGGGGAGCGCGUGCCCGUGGUGCAGGUCAAUGAGGUCUUCUUUUCGGGCGGCCCACUGGGUUUCCCCGGCAACGAGACGGGGCAGCCCCAGGAGGCCCUGACCAGGACCACCAUCUCCUGGGAGCCGCAGCUGGCCAGCUCGGAGUACAUAGUGACGUGCCUUCCUCUGAGCCCCCACGGGGAGAAGACCUUCCAGGCGAGUCUCCCAGGCUCCUCCACCGGUGCCACUCUCAUAGGCCUGACCUCCGGUGCCUCCUAUAAGGUGACUGUGGAUGGCCUGAGUGGAGUGGACAAGCACACGGUUCUUGAGAAGAUUCUCACUGCUGGUGAAUCAGUUCAAGAGACCUUGCCCUCCAAGGACACCUGCUACGACACGUUCACCGGCACCACUUACGAGGUGGGCGCCGAGUGGGAGCGCAUGUCCGACACAGGCUUCAAGCUCUGGUGCCGGUGCCUGGGGCUCGGCAGCGGCCAUUUCAGAUGCGAUUCAUCCAAGUGGUGCCAUGACAACGGCAACAACUACCGCGUCGGCGAGAAGUGGGACCGCCAGGCGGAGAAUGGUCACAUGAUGAGCUGCACCUGCCUGGGCAACGGGAAGGGAGAGUUCAAGUGCGAGCCACAUGAGUCCACGUGCUACGAUGACGGGAAGAUGUACCACGUGGGGAACCAGUGGCAGAAGGAGUACCUGGGAGCAAUCUGCACCUGCACCUGCUACGGGGGACAGCGGGUAAGAGCUCCUGCCCUCAGCUGUGCAUCUGUUCUGCUGGGGCUGGAUGGGCAGGCGUGA